GUUUUAGAAGAAUGGCUUGCAAAUCGUCAACAUUGAAAUUUGAAAUCCACAAAUGGUCUAGUUAUUCAUAUAAUUACAAACCUGAGAAUGUUUUUCUCGACAAGCCAGCAGACCAGUCAUCUAGAUGGUCAUCGGAUUCUAAUCAUCCUCCACAGUACCUGAUUCUUAAGCUAGAGCAGCCAUCAAUUGUGAACACUGUCACAUUUGGGAAGUAUGAGAAGACCCAUGUCUGUAAUCUGAAGAAGUUCAAGGUGUUUGGGGGCCUCAGUGAUGAAUUAAUGAUGGAACUCUUAGAAAGUGGGUUGAAAAAUGACCAUAUUCCAGAGACGUUCCCAAUAAAAAAUGAUAUUGAUGGAAACCAUUUCCCAUGCCGCUAUAUAAAGAUUGUGCCUCUGCAGACCUGGGGCCCGAGCUUCAAUUUCAGUAUUUGGCACGUGCAACUGAAUGGCGUUGAUGACUGGGACAUUGUGCAACCCUGUCUUACUUGGUACCAUUCGCAUCGAGAACGGGAGGCAAUCCGCCUGUGUCUGAAGCACUUCCGACAGCGUCAGUACACAGAGGCGUAUGAGGCACUCCAGAAGCGGACCCGUGUGGAGCUUGAACACCCAAUACUCACCGAACUUCACAAACUGUUGGUCCGACAGGGGAACUAUGAUGCCUGUGAGCAGCUUAUCACAAGGGCCUGUGCUGAGGGUUUGUUUGAGGAGUAUAUUGGAGAACAGGACUACAAGCCAACAUGGACACCCAUAGUACCCAUCAGCUCAGAUUUGGAAGAGGUUGUGAACCGGCCAGGGAUGCGUGGUGGACAUCAAAUGGCAAUGGAUGUCCAGUCUGAGAUGCUUUACCUGUAUGGGGGCUGGGAUGGGAACCAAGACCUUGCAGAUCUCUGGUCCUACCAUGUACCUUCUCGUGCAUGGUCCUGCCUCUCUAAGAAUGCUGCAGAGGAGGGAGGCCCCAGUGCCAGAUCUUGCCAUAAGAUGUGCCUUGACUACAGCCGGAAGCAGAUUUUCACCCUGGGACGUUACCUAGAUUCCUCCAUGAGGACAGAGGCAAACCUUAAGAGUGACUUCUACAUGUAUGACAUAGUGAGUGGAAAGUGGACAUUAAUAACGGAGGACACGGCGUCCAUGGGUGGUCCGAAGCUCAUCUUUGACCAUCAGAUGGUCAUUGAUAUUGACCAGCAGACCCUCUAUGUGUUUGGGGGAAGGGUGCUCACAUGCACAACGGAGGGUGAGCGGAGUGGUUCCCCACAGUUCAGUGGUCUGUUCUCCUACCACAUACCUACCAACACAUGGACUAAACUGCUGGACGACUGCACCGAUCUCAGGUCCAGAAUUGCUCACUCCAUGCUGUUCCACCCUAAAAAGCGAGUUUUGUUCAUCUUUGCUGGCCAGAGAGCCAAAGAGUACUUGAAUGAUUUCCUCAUGUAUUACGUGGACGAGCGACGGGUCGAGGUUAUAUUGGAUGGAUCGAAGAAGGAUCCUGCCCCUUCAGGUCGUCCAGACAACCCCAUGACAGGGCAUUCUCACAUACGCAGCUUUCUCAAAGACCCCACAAAACGAUCUAUACCUGCUGCUGGUUUUACACAGCGGGCGACACUAGACCCCGACACUGAAGAAAUACAUGUGCUUUCGGGUUUAAGUAAAGACAAAGAUAAACGAGACAACGUAAAAAAUUCAUUCUGGGUUUAUAAUAUUGCUAAAAAUAAAUGGUCGUGUAUAUACAAGAAUGAGAACACCGGUCAACAGUACUGGGCCAAGAUGCAGCACGUGGAACCAGUGCCACGGUUUGCCCACCAGCUUGUGUACGACCAUGUCCGUAAGGUUCAUUACUUAUUUGGAGGUAACCCUGGUAAAGAAAAUUCACCUAAGAUGAGACUGGAUGACUUCUGGUGUUUGCAGCUAAGUCGGCCAUCACCCAGUAACCUGUUGAGGCGUUGCCAAUAUUUGGUGAGAAAGUACCGGUUCCAGGAGAUGGUGGCCACUGACCAACGGUCAGCAAUGGUCUAUCUACAGAAUGACCUUGCCAGUGCAAUUGACCAGCAGAAUGCUCAACAGAGACAGGAGUUCCAUGAGCUGGCAUCAUCGCUGUUCAGGCUGGAGAAGGAUGAGGAGGAGAUGGUUCAGUCACACGCAAUCUUUUCAUUAGGAGAGCCUUCAUCAGCUGCAGACAUAGGCCAGGAUCAGUAUCGCAAGAGAACAGAACUGUUUGACCAGCUCGUUGAAUAUUUCCCUGAAACCAUGACUCAACCAAAGGGAACACUUGUUGACCUGAUACCAAUGUGUUGAGUUUAGCCUGCUACAGUCUCUUGUUCUCUUGUGGUUGUGUCUGGAUGAGCAGUGAAUUGUGGAUACUGACAAACUUCCCACCGGGGUUACUUCCCUUUACUGUACAGUAACCACUGCUUUGAUUGUGAUCAAAGUCAUGCGAUACUUUGUUUCAAGAUAUGAAAUGUUUAAUAUUAAAAGAUUUAAACAAGACAAUACUGAUACGAGAUAAAAUAAAAUAAAUAUUUUAGAAAUUCAAUUGUCAAAAUGAAGUGUAAUCAUUCGUCCGUGGUGACAAGAUUUUUUCCACUUGUAAAGGGAGGUCACUGCAUAGAAUAUUGACAGACAACCAUUCUAAUGUCAAGUCCACAUUUCCUUGGUGACUAUGUUGUGGUCAAAUGGUAAAUACUGUCAUGCUUGCAGUUAAUUGUGGGUUGUAUAUCUACAUACAUGUAUGUGGAGCUGAACUGAACUAAAUUGGUUUUUAGAUGCGAAUGCUUUUUUGCCUGACCAAAAAGUGGAGAAUUGUUACUAUGUAGCUGUAAGAAAGUAUUUAAAGAAAUAUAAAUGUCUUAUGUCAAUAACGAUGAUGCCAUAUGCCCUUCAUUGAAUAUUCACUGUGAUGGGACUGUACUUUCAAUUAACUGUUUUGAUCAAUCAUUCAAUUUAUCAGAUAAUCUAAGGCCUAAAAAAAAAAAUUGUUUGGUUAGGGUUACAUCCUUAAAAAAAAUAGGUAGGGUAGGUAGGCUUUUUAUUUAUUUAUUUUUUUUUUUUUUUAUUAGGUUUUAUAUAAGAAUAUAAUUUUCAUCAUUGGAGAAUGGUGUUAAAGCUAUCUUCUGUACAAGCAUUUAAGGUUUAAACUUAAUAUUAAAAAGCAAUUAAAAAAAAAAACGAAAUUUUUUUUUUUUUUUUUUUUCAUUUUUUUUUCAAACUGACUAUAAAAACGGUAGGGUCGGCGCCUAUUCCGUAGGUAGGGUCGGGUAACCCGAACCAAAUGUAUUUUUUUUUUAGGCCUAAGCAAGAGUUUGUGUUCACAGAUGAAUCUUGGAUUAUCUUCAGGAAUGUAAGUUGCUGCUUUGUAAUUUAAGUUGCAAAUAUUAUCUGUCUAUGAAAUGAGCUUUAAUUUAUUGCUCAAACUCCAUGCUUAAUAUAAAAUUAAUGAUAUAAUUUUUUUAAUAAUAUUACCUUGAUCGUUACGCUCUAACAAAUAUUUGAGCACAAUCCUACCUUAAUGCUGGUGCAUUGUUAAAGUAGACAUAAUUCCCCACACUUAAUAUAGCACAUGCCCUCAAGCCCUGCAUUUGUAAAAUUCUUUCAGGGCUUGAACAAAAUCUGGAUUUCAUACAGCAGGGCUUAUUGAUUUUUUUCCCUGUAAGCACUUGUUUUAAAUCAGAGUUGUUCAUCUGAAAGUCCAAUUUUGAUGGCAGGAAAUAUAUCCCGCCAAUUUUGUAUUUAUUGACUUUUAAAUGGUUAUGAUAUACAUUGUAAGCAAGCACAUAUUGAUGGCUAUUACCUUUUCAUUUGCUGAGUAAAGUAAUGCAUUGUGUUGUUUUUAUUAAAUAAAUUAUCCAUGAAUA
Molecule: messenger RNA, 3844 nt
Organism: Mya arenaria
Lineage: Eukaryota; Metazoa; Mollusca; Bivalvia; Myida; Myidae
Product: muskelin-like
Exons: 19
Coding region: 12-2288 (758 amino acids)
Cellular component (GO): cytoplasm
Molecular function (GO): protein binding
Source: RefSeq, a predicted model, not a curated record